Messenger RNA from Bubalus bubalis (water buffalo), 5639 nucleotides. It is a transcript of the gene PDSS2, whose product is annotated as decaprenyl diphosphate synthase subunit 2. Bases 303 to 1514 code for a protein of 403 amino acids. Gene Ontology annotation, molecular function: prenyltransferase activity. The transcript is spliced from 10 exons. Lineage: Eukaryota; Metazoa; Chordata; Mammalia; Artiodactyla; Bovidae. Gene Ontology annotation, cellular component: transferase complex; mitochondrion. The record is from RefSeq and is a predicted model, not a curated record. Gene Ontology annotation, biological process: ubiquinone biosynthetic process; isoprenoid biosynthetic process.
UCUUUACGGCAGGUCGUAUUUCACUCCUCUAAUAUGGCGUUCCCCAUUUAGGCAGCGGCCGUGGUUUCUACCAUAGAUGGACGUGGGCAGUGCUGGGUUGAGGGUGUUGUGUGUGUAACCCAGACUGCGGGAUCUGCAGUUAAAGUUCGUUUCUGGUCACGACUCCAAAAACCCACCCUCCUCUUGAGGGUCAAGAAUCGCCGCUUUUUUUCUAGUUCCCGCAAGUUCCUCAUCUGUCCCUGGCUUGUUCCCCGCGCCACCUCCGGACACCUUCAAGUCCCUGAAACCCUCAGACUCAAACUAUGAGCCUUCGGCAGCUGCUUUUGCGCUUGCCCCGUUAUCUUGGGGCCUCGGGUCCCCUGCGUGGCCCCCUCGACACCAUCUCUUCGGUGAUCUCCUGUCGUGGUCAGUCCUCCAGGUCCCCGGCCCAGUGGAACCAAGUGGUGUCAGAGGCGGAGAAGAUCGUGGGCUACCCCACGUCCUUCAUGAGCCUCCGUUGCCUGCUGAGCGACGAGCUCUGCAACAUCGCUAUGCAGGUGCGGAAGCUGGUGGGGACUCAGCACCCUCUGCUUACCACAGUCAGGUGGUGGAGAGAAGAUGGGGAACAAUGCAGUUUCCAGAUGUCAAGGUCUAAGGGUCUUGUACACGACAGACAGAAUAACCUCCAGUUGAGGGGCUUGGUGGUGUUACUUAUUUCUAAGGCAGCUGGGCCCAACAGCGUGAAUGCUUCGUGUCAAAACUAUGACAUGGUCAGUGGGAUCUAUUCAUGUCAAAGAAGUUUGGCAGAGAUCACAGAACUUAUCCAUACUGCUCUCCUUGUACAUCGUGGGAUUGUAAAUUUAAAUGAAUUGCAAUCUUCUGACGGGCCACUGAAAGAUAUGCAAUUUGGAAAUAAAAUAGCUAUCCUGAGUGGAGACUUUCUUCUAGCAAAUGCCUGCAAUGGACUCGCCCUGCUACAGAACACCAAGGUUGUGGAACUUUUAGCAAGUGCUCUUAUGGAUUUGGUACAAGGAGUAUACUAUGAAAAUUCUACUUUAGCAAAGGAAAAUUGUAUCACAGAUGAUAUUGGAAUAUCGACUUGGAAGGAGCAGACUUUUCUCUCCCAUGGUGCCUUACUAGCAAAGAGCUGCCAAGCUGCAAUGGAAUUAGCAAAGCAUGAUGCUGAGGUUCAGGAUAUGGCAUUUCAGUAUGGGAAGCACAUGGCUAUGAGUCAUAAGAUAAAUUCUGAUCUCCAGCCUUUUAUUAAAGAAAAGACCGGUGACUCCUUGACUUUUAAUCUAAACUCAGCUCCUGUAGUCUUACACCAGGAGUUUCUUGGAAGAGAUUUGUGGAUAAAGCAGAUCGGAGAGGCUCAAGAGAAAGGAAGAUUAGACUAUGCUAAGCUCCUUCAAGCCAGGGAUAGGACCCGAUCUCCACGGUGGCUCUCUGUGCAGUGGAGGGGAUGGUUGGCUCCUCCUUUUACACACAUGCCUUCUCAAAUUUGCGAGAAACAAUCAAAGCUGGCAAAGGUGUGACUUCAGCUAUUGACCUGUGUCGUUACCAUGGAAACAAAGCAUUGGAGGCCCUGGAGAGCUUUCCUCCCUCGGAGGCCAGAACUGCUUUAGAAAACAUUGUGUUUGCUAUGACAAGAUUUUCCUGACACCAAAUUAAAAAGACUGUUGUUCGUUGGCUGAAAAAAUUGAGGAAGGAGGUGAUCGGCAGAGCUUUCAUGAUGAAAUAUCUAAAUGUGUUAAUGACUUCAACAAUAUAUACAUUUUUUUUCUUCUUUUUAUCACACUGCUAAAUGAAUACUGCCUUCUUUUUGGAACUGCUGCAAACAAAAUUAGAAGAAAAAAGGUCAAGCAGUUUUCAGUUGUCAUGCCAGAAGCACACUUGAGGCUUCAGUAGCAGAAAUAAUUAAUGAGAUUCGCUCCUGUGACCUCAGCAAAUGGACAGGAAAUAAGUCGUUAUUGAUUGGACCGAGCCAGGGAUGGCGCCAGGGCGGUGGCCUGUGGUUUUCCUUCUAGAGAGGACAGGGCAAGCUGGGAGCUGCAGGUGUCAAGAGAAACGCUAUCAGUGCCGGCCAGGGAGGACUGUCAAAUGAAAACCCAGUGACCAAUUUGUCAUAAUGGAGGGUAGUCUAAUGAUUAAGAAAAACACAUGCUUUGUCUUCUCGCAACUAUGUCUUUGUAUUUAUAGAUACAGUCUGGAUAUACUUUUUGCUUCUUGGUUUUUGUAAGAUUUGGGGGAGGAGGGUGGAAAUUGUUGAAAAAAUAAUGCCAAAUAUUUGAAGUAGGAGAUUAAAAUGUUGUCAAAUAUUAACUUGGUUAUAGUAGAAAUUGCCUGCUUUUCUUUCUGGACCAAAUUUUUUUUCAAGUGCAUUUCAAAGAACCAAACUUGUUUUUUUCUUUUAAGCUGAACCAGGAUGCUUUUUUUCUUUUUUUUUUUAAGUAAAUGUAUUCAUUUGUAAUACUUUGGUGUAAAGAAUACCCUUAAUUUUUAAAAGCGUCAGAUAUAUAGUUGUUGUACUGGGGAAUUCAUUGGUGAGUUUUGAUUGUUUGUUUGUUUUUAACCUCAGAAUGUCAGAUUUUGGUCUUGAACCACAGACUUCGAAUUACGGAAAGAAUUGCAGUCUCACAGGCCUGCAAUCGGACACUGUCUCUGUGUGGUUCAUAGGAGAUGAUUUUUGCGGUUUGGAGGCAGGCAAUAUGAGAACACCGUUGACAAGAAGGCUGAGUUUACAUAAAUGAUCUAGGUUGAGACUCAGCCACCUUUCUUCCUUAUGUGGUGUAAUUACAGCCCUAUCUGGAGACAUCGAACACAGCAAACAUAUUUUAUUACCUACUUCACUCAAACACUGUAAGUGAAGUCACUUUAGUUAAAUUCCUUCUCCAAAAGUUACAAAAUCAUUUUAGCAGGACCCAGCAUGUGGCAUGCAAUGAAGAGAAAAUGGAAGUUACAGAGGUUAAGGUAUUGCAUUAUGAAAUAUUUUUAAGCAUACUUGAAACAUUGUAAUUGUGCAGUUUACGCUGCUAUAAUUUGAAGGCCUAUAGAUUUAGCUGAAGAGAACACAGCACUCUUCUGUUUGAAAUGUCUUUUCUCACAGAAAUUGGCUUAAUUAGUAACUAGGGUUAGAUGCUUUAGAUCAGACUAGGUUUUAAUCAUUAACUUCCACAAAGGAGGAGGCUUGCUUUGUGUUCUCUGGCUGUGCAGGAACUUCAGCAAGCUGUAGGUUUUAUCAAACGGAUGGUCAGGCACCGGGGAACACAGCACAGGAUUCUAGGGCUCUUCUAAGUCUGCUUGAGCACCAGGUUCACCGUGUGACCUUGAACAAGGCACUUCCCUCUGAGCCUCUAUUUCCGCAUUUGUAAAAUAAGGUUAAACGGAAAUACGUGAAGUCCCCUCCACCUUUGCUUUAUUGUCGAAAAGUUUCCCAUUUCUGACUCUCUAGAUAACAGAGAUGCUAUGUGAGAUUCAGGGAAGAGAGAAGGUGAAACCCAAAGACAGGUGAUGAAAGAGUGCAUGAAUCUUAAUGGCUGCCUUCUCGCCCAGCUGCCCCACAGGUGACCGAAAGAAUUCCCAGCUUUCCAGUUGUGUGAUUUACAGUCUUGAACUCGUUUCAGCACCCGCCUUUCUGCUUUCUUUGGUAUGUUUCCUACCUCCCUCUCAUCUCCCCAGAAGCUCUGCCAGCCUCUGUCCCCUCUCCUGUACCUCGUGUCCUGGCUCCCUGGAAGCAGCAGCUCUGCCCUCACUGUGGAGUGACAGCCCUGUCUUUGUUAAACCUCCUGUGUUGGCUUAGUCACUCUAAAGUAUUAAACACUGAUGGUCUUCUCCACUCCCCUUCUUCAGGGAUAUUUAUUUAUUCAUCCAUUCUAAACCCUUGUAACUUCGGACAGUCUCUAGGGGGAAAUUUGGGUGCAGUGAGACACAUUUAAUUACACUUUUUUGGCCUAGUGCCAGGGUGCUGUCAGGCAGAGUUAGUGACUUUAGUAUGCCACCUCCUUCCCCCUCUGCAUCACCGUAGUCUUUUGCUAGAGGGAAGAAUUCAUUCAUUAGCCACUGUCCUGUUCCUUCCACCUGGACUUGCGAACCUCACUCACUUCAGCCCCUGAGCCACCUGACUUCUGCCUCCCUGUCGGUCUUUUCUUCAGGCUUAGUGAGGGCUCUGCGGGCAUGCCAGGCACUCUGCUGAAGGCUUUAACAGUGCUAUCUUGUUCGAAUCCCAUAGCUACUCUCUGGGGCUAAGACUUAUGCCCCAUUUAUAGAUGCAGGAGCCAGCAGAGAGGACCACCUCUGCCUGACUGGCUUGCCUUCACACUCCCCUCCCCAUUUUAAAGUCUUUCCAGACAGCGCCUCUUUCUCUCUUCCUUUUCUUCUCUUUCCAGAUAAGACUCUACUCUUUUCCAAAGGUGCUUCCCAGGUGGCGCAGUGGUAAAGAAUCCGCCUGCCAGUGCAGGAGACGCAAAAGACGCAGAGACUUGGGUUCGAUCCCUGAGUUGGGAAGAUCCCCUGGAGGAUGAAAUGGGCAUGCCACUCCAGUAUUCUUGCUUGGAGAAGUCUAUGGACAGAGGAGCCUGGUGGGACUACAGUCCAUGGGGUUGCAAAGAGUCAAACAUGACUGAGCACGCACGCAUCUAUUGACACUCCAAAGAUCUUCAGCCUGCAGCCUCCUGUCUCAUGUCUCUGGUUUUGAGUCUUGGGUUUCCUCUGCUGGCUAUGAAUGUGCUCAGUUCUCCCUUAAAUGAAAUUUCCCUCAUUUCCCCUGUUUAUCCUUCCACCUCCACUCUUUUCCUCCUAGCAUUAGCAGUACACCUUCCUACAGGCUACUAUUUAACCUUUGCAGUUCAUCAUUCACUGAAUUCACUACUGAGUCCCCACCAUCUGGACCAGCACUGGCACUUCAGAUACUCAAAGACAUUUAAAUCUAUCAGGUCUCACAGCACUGCUCCACGGAGAUGCCUUCUUGCUCACAGGUGGUGGCCUCACUGUAAAAUUUACAGCCAUACCCCUGCACACAGACAUCCUACAUAAUUUUACGUAGCCAGCUGCAGCUUCCUCCCUCACCCCCCAGCACCUGUGAUCCACUUCCACUCUUCUCAACUACCCUUCUUUGGUGUCUCACACAUUCUCGCUCUCAGUCCCACCCCUAGAGACAUUCUUUUCUACAAUGUAAGGUUCUAUUUCCCCAGGACUACAAAGCGGUUUCCUGUGCCACUGUCAGCUUCCUUUAAUUCCCCCAACUUAGAAAAACAGUUUCUAAAGAACAGUUAUCAAUUAGAUACUGAUUAGAUAGUUAUUUGCCAUAUUCCCUGGUGGCUCAGAUGGUCAAGCGUCUGCCUGCAAUGCGGGAGACCCAGGUUCAAUCCCUGGGUCGGGAAGAUCCCCUGGAGAAGGAAAUGGCAACCCACUCCGGUACUCAUGCCUGGAAAAUUCCAUGGAUGGAGAAGCCUGGUGGGCUACAGUCCAUGGGGUUGCAAAGAGUCAGACACGACUGAGCAAACUGCAAAUCAACUACUCUGAAAAAAGAUAAGGAUUAUGACUAUCAUUAAACUUGGUUGUGCGCUUUACUUGAUGACAACAUUAAAUCUGCAUCAUGUUUUUCUGCUCCUAUAAUGUAGUUACCUAGUCACACCUAAAAAUAAAUGAUGGGUGACACUGUG